AUGGACCGGAUUCGUAGCCUGCAGAACCAGUUGAAAAAGUCGAAGCGACCGACAAACAUCGACGAAGGUAACGAAAAUCAGCCGCCAGCUCCUGAGUCGCACGACGCGAGUGCCACACACUCUUCGCUCUCGGGCACAGCAUUGCAAACAACGCUCGAUUCCGACGCCAGUCUCUUAUCCACCAAUGUCUCGACGGAGAGCGCCGAUUAUCCUAAAAAGGAUAGCGGCUUUGAGGGCUCCGGGGCACCGGCCGAUUUAUUCCCGCAACCGCUACUAUCCGCUCGGCACGAGACGCCACAAGCCGAUUUACAGCGAUCUCGAUUCACUGAAAAGAGUCUACUCGAUUCAGCCAGCUACUGUCGCCCGCAAAGCCGUGGAGAGGAAAGAAGUGUGCGCGCUACGCCGCUACCACGUUGUCUGAGCGACACCCGACUAAAAUAUACGACACCACACGCCGGAGAGUCUUUCAACCGUAGCGCCUCCUUCUCUCAGCUAAGCGCCGACGAUUUCGUCGAGGUCAAUGGGAUCUGCUACUUGAAAUUCCGGAAACUCGGAAUGGGAGGAAGUUCUGAGGUCUGGCAAGCGUACAACCGGGAAAGCCAAGAAGAGGUGGCGCUCAAGAUCGUGAGGCUCGAGGGAGACUUGGCGAUGCGGGAAGGAUUCAUGAACGAGAUCGAAGUACUGAAGAAGCUACAGGGAAGCCCCUGCGUCAUCAAGCUGAUAGACUACCAAUACGUCAACUAUGAAGAUCGACUUUACAUCGUUCUUGAGAAGGGCGACACCGAUCUUGGCACUUUCAUCAAGGAAAAAUUCAAGGCCCGCCAGCUGAACAAGCGGUUAAUCAAAGUCUAUUGGGAAGAAAUGUUGAAGUGUGUUCGCGCCUUGCACCAGAACCAUAUCAUCCACAAGGACCUGAAACCUGCAAAUUUCUUGCUCGUUCGUGGACACCUCAAGCUUAUCGACUUUGGAAUUUCCUUGACGGUGCCAGAUAAUAAGGAUAGCGUGCUCUCGGACGUGGUCCUUGGCACGGUCAGCUACAUGGCCCCCGAGACGCUUACGGCGGGCACGGCAAUGUUAAAGAUCACCUCGAAGGCCGAUGUUUGGUCUCUUGGCUGCAUGCUCUAUCUGAUGGCCUACGGGCGCACGCCGUUCCAAAAAUACGCUUCACAAGAAGAGCGAGCCGAAGCUAUUUGCAACCCAAAGUGUGCUAUCGAUUAUUCUACGCGCCAAGAUGCUAUUCUCAACGAGACGAUCCAACGAUGUCUGGUCCGCGACCCAUACGAACGGGCUUCAGUUGAAGAACUCCUAGCGCACCCAUUUCUCGACACCGAUGUUCAUCAAUCAGUCGAAGAUGCCCUUGCCGACAUGGCCGCCCGACUGUUGAGCAGCACGCCAAACACGCGGUUGAGGACACUGAGCGCACUAAGCAAACGGACGGACGGAGCCGGCCCGCACAAGAAACUGGACCUA
Molecule: messenger RNA, 1470 nt
Organism: Mesorhabditis spiculigera
Lineage: Eukaryota; Metazoa; Nematoda; Chromadorea; Rhabditida; Rhabditidae
Source: the annotation of a GenBank genome assembly